Danio aesculapii is the source of this 6728-nucleotide messenger RNA. RefSeq names its product FERM domain containing kindlin 2 (gene fermt2). The transcript is spliced from 17 exons. Gene Ontology annotation, molecular function: integrin binding. NCBI's taxonomy places the organism in Eukaryota, Metazoa, Chordata, Actinopteri, Cypriniformes, Danionidae. Gene Ontology annotation, cellular component: focal adhesion; extrinsic component of cytoplasmic side of plasma membrane. Bases 216 to 2303 code for a protein of 695 amino acids. The record is from RefSeq and is a predicted model, not a curated record. Gene Ontology annotation, biological process: cell-matrix adhesion; integrin-mediated signaling pathway.
AGAGACAGAGAGAGAGAGAGACUCCAUUAACAGCACAGCAAACCCCUUCAGGAGCUCCACCGCUGGACUUUGUCGAUUUUUUCUUCUUUUUUCGUGAACCUUCCUUAUGAUAGGAUUAGGCGGGCCGCUGAAGGACAGAAGACGCGCGCGCUGCUGAAGUUCUGGGAAGUCAAGCGCUGUUUGCUGGAUUUCUUUCGGCGGUUUUUUGGUGAAGGAUGGCGCUGGACGGUAUACGGAUGCCCGAUGGCUGCUACGCAGAUGGGACCUGGGAACUGAAGAUGCACGUCACUGACCUCAACCGGGACGUGUCUCUCAGAGUCACCGGGGAAAUUCACAUCGGUGGCGUGAUGCUUAAACUUGUAGAGAAACUUGAUGUGAAAAAGGACUGGUCAGAUCAUGCGCUGUGGUGGGAAAAGAAGAAGACCUGGCUACUAAAGACCCACUGGACGCUUGAUAAAUAUGGCAUUCAGGCCGACGCCAGGCUGCUGUUCACGCCGCAGCACAAACUGUUGCGUCUCCAGCUGCCCAACAUGAAGCACAUGCGAGUGAAAGUCAACUUCUCUGACCGCGUCUUCAAGGCCGUGUCCGACAUCUGCAAAACCUUCAAUAUCCGACAUCCCGAGGAGCUCUCCUUACUGCGCAAGCCCCGCGACCCCAAAAAGAAGAAGAAAAAGCUGGAGGAUGCAGAGGAGGAGACGCUGGAGCUGGAAGGACCACUGCUCACCCCUGGAUCAGCCUCUGAUGUACUUUACAUUGGACCGGUGAAAGGGAGCAUCUAUUCCAGUCCUGGACUCUACAGUAAAACCAUGACGCCCACCUACGACUCUCGGGACGGCAGUCCUCUGUCCCCUACCACAGCCUGGUUUGGAGACAGUCCUCUGUCAGAAGGCAAUCCCAGCAUCCUCGCUGUCAGCCAGCCCAUCACCUCGCCCGACGUCCUGGUCAAGAUGUACAAGCCACAGUCCCUCCUAGACAAGGCCAAGAUCAACCAGGGGUGGCUGGACUCCUCCAGAUCUCUGAUGGAGCAGGAUGUCAAGGAGAACGAGGUGCUGCUGCUCCGGUUCAAGUAUCACAGCUUCUUUGACCUCAACCCAAAGUAUGACGCCAUCAGAGUGAACCAGCUGUAUGAACAGGCCAAGUGGGCUAUCCUGCUGGAGGAGAUCGAGUGCACAGAGGAGGAGAUGAUGAUGUUUGCCGCUCUGCAGUACCACAUCAACAAGCUGUCUAUCAUGUCUUCAGACAAUCACAUGAACAACAGUGAGAAGGAGGUGGAUGAAGUGGACGCCGCUCUGUCAGAUCUGGAGAUCACUCUGGAAGGAGGAAAAACCUCCAACACACUGGGUGACAUCACAUCCAUUCCUGAACUGGCCGACUACGUCAAAGUCUUCAAACCAAAGAAGCUGACUCUGAAGGGUUAUAAGCAGUACUGGUGCACGUUUAAGGACAUCACCAUCUCCUGCUAUAAGAGCCGUGAGGAGGCGCACAGCACACCAGCGCACCAGAUGAACCUGAGAGGCUGUGAAGUCACGCCAGAUGUGAACAUCUCCGGGCAGAAAUUCAACAUCAAGCUGCUGAUUCCUGUAGCAGACGGCAUGAAUGAGAUCUGGCUGCGCUGUGAUACUGAGAAGCAGUACGCUCAGUGGAUGGCCGCCUGCCGUCUGGCCUCUAAAGGGAAGACCAUGGCGGACAGUUCCUACAAUCUGGAGGUCCAGAACAUUCUGUCCUUCCUGAAGAUGCAACACAUGAAUCCCGAUCCGCAGAUCAUCGAGCCCAUCACCACCGACAUCAACCCCGAGUGUCUGGUGUCUCCACGAUACCUGAAGAAAUACAAGAACAAGCAGCCAGGCUUUGUCAGGGACUUGAUUUCAGCCCGUAUCCUGGAAGCCCAUCAGAACGUGGCACAAAUGAGCCUGAUUGAGGCCAAGAUGCGCUUCAUCCAGGCAUGGCAGUCCUUGCCAGAGUUCGGAAUCACCCAUUUUCUGGCCAAGUUCCAGGGGGGCAAGAAGGACGAGCUGAUUGGCAUCACCUACAACAGACUCAUCCGUAUGGAUGCCGGCACAGGAGACGCCAUCAAGACCUGGCGCUUCAGCAACAUGAAGCAGUGGAACGUCAACUGGGAGAUCAAGAUGGUGACGGUGGAGUUUGCGGACGAGCCCAGUCUGGCGUUCAUCUGUGCGGAGGUGGACUGUAAAGUGGUGCACGAGUUCAUCGGCGGCUACAUCUUCCUGUCCACUCGAGCCAAGGACCAGAACGAGUCUCUGGACGAGGAGAUGUUCUACAAGCUGACCAGCGGCUGGGUUUAAUCCACUUUGUUUCUCCUUUAACCAUCGCUCCGUCAUAAUGGUUUGAAAACUGAAGCUUUUUCUUGUUUUUUAAAAUUCUGUUCAUGCGCAUGAACGCAUCGAUAACACUAGCAGGACAGCCAGUCCAGGGCUCUGAGUCAAAGAGCGUUUUCAACCUGCUUCCCUCCAGAAAUGAUUGGGUUGUAGAGAUGAAGCAAUAGUAGCUGAUGGUCACACACACAUAUAUAUAUAUAUAUAUGACCUGUCACCCUCGGUAGAAAUAUGCCAGCUUUCUGCACCGCCAGUUAUUUAUUUGUGACUAAUUUCUGUUGCGUCUCUUUUGGGCAAUUGUUGAAUGUCGUGGUGCUCGUUUGUGCCUAUUAAUCUCUUAUGUUAACUAUAUCAGUGUUUCCCAACCCUGUUCCUGAAGACACAUCAACAGUACACAUUUUCAGUCUCUUCCUAAUCAAACACACCUGAAUCAACUUAUCAGAACAUUAGAAGAUCUCCUGCUCAGAAAAACAGCUUAAACCAGCCUAGGCUGAUUGGCUGGUUUUAGCUGGUCGACCAGCCUGGUUUUAGAGGGGUUUUGGCCAUUUCCAGCCUGGUCUUAGCUGGUCAGGUUGGAAAAUGACCAGCUUGACCAGCCUAGCUUGCUAGUUGCCCAGCCAAAACCAGCUAUGUCUAGCUUAAACUAGGCUGGUCAAGCUGGUUUUAGCUGGAUUUAGUUGGUCAUUUUCCAGCCUGGAAGUGGCCAAAACCCCUCUAAAACCAGGCUGGUCAACCAGCUAAAUCCAGCCAACCAGCCUAGGCUGGUUUAAGCUGGAUUUGUCAGCAGGGGAGACUCCAAAACCUGAAAUUAAUGGAUCAGAUAAGGGAGACAUCCAAAAUUUGUACUGUUGGUGUGCCUCCAGGAACAGGGUUAGGAAACACUGAACUAUAUCACACUCAUGUGAUGACACUAGCGAAGGAGCUGUUACACUAGCUUUAAAGGGAUAGUUUUCUCGAAAAUGGACAUUUUUACUGUUGAUUUACUCCUCAGGUCAUCCAAGAUGUUGGUCACGUUCUUUCUUCAGUAGAAGAUGUUGAGCUGAAUCUGUGGUCUUUAGGAAUUUUUAUAAUGGCUCUGAGAGGUUAUUUAGAUUAAAAUGAGACCUGAUGACACACUGAGGGCUUGUGAAAUGAAAUAAUUGGUUUGUGUUAGAAAUUGAUCAUUAUUUACAAUAUUAUAAGCUUUAAUCCACAGUAGUGUUGUCAAAGGUAUUGAUUUCGGUACCAGUCGAUACUGGAAUUUUAAAACUAAACACAUACAAACAAGUACAAAAUGGCUCCUGUUUACACACUGAGGUCUUGUGAAACGCAAACCAAUCGGUCUGUGUACAAAAUUGAUCAUUAUUUACAAUACUAUUAGCUUUUAUACACAGUACGGUAGUCAAAAGUAUCGAAUUCGAUACCAAUCGAUACUAAACUUUUAAAAAUAAAUACAUUCAAACGAGUCCAAAAUGAGUCCUGUUGAAACACUGAGGUCUUGUGAAACACAAAACAAUCCGUCUGUGUAAGACAUUGAUCAUUAUUUACAAUACUAUUAGCUUUAAUCCACUGUAGUUUUGUCAAAAGUAUCGAAUUUGGUACCAAUUGGCACUAAAAUCUAAAAAUAAACACAUACAAACGAGUUCAAAAGAGUCCUGAUGACACACUGAGGUCUUGUAAGGCAAAACAAUCGGUCUGUGUCAUAAACUAAACAUUAUUUACAAUAUUAUUAGCUUUAAUCCACUGUAGUUUUGUUAAAAGUAUCGAAUUUGGUACCAAUUGGCACUAAAAUGUAAAAAUAAACACAUACAAACGAGUUCAAAAGAGUCCUGAUGACACACUGAGGUCUUGUGAAAUGCAAAACUAUCAGUUUGUGUAAGUGAUUGAUAAUUAUUUGCAAUAUUAUUAGCUUUAGUCCACAGUAGUGUUGUCAAACGUAUCAAAUUGCUACCAGUCAAUACUGAAAUUUAAAAAUAGUCACAUACAAACAAGUCCAAAAUGAGUUCUGUUGACACACUGUGGUCUUGUGAAGCAAAACAAUCGGUCUGUGUCAGAAACUAAACAUUAUUUACAAUACUAUUAGCUUUAAACCACUGUAGUUUUGUUAAAAGUAUCGAAUUUGGUACCAAUUGGCACUAAAAUGUAAAAAUAAACAUGUACAAAUGAGUUCAAAAGAGUCCUGAUGACACACUGAGGUCUUGUGAAACGCAAAACUAUCAGUUUGUGUAAGUGAUUGAUAAUUAUUUACAAUAUUAUUAGCUUUAGUCCACAGUAGUGUUGUCAAAAGUAUCAAUUUCUGUACCAAUCGGUGCUGGAAUAAAAAAAAAAGUCGAUUUACUGCAAACAUUUGAGCACUCAUUUCUAAUCACAGUGAUUUCUGUUGAGCAUGUGAACACAAUGUCCAAUCAGCGGUGUUUAAAAACACGCUGAAAAUGGGAAGAACACACUGGUGGGAAAUGGACGUUUUUAACAUUUCGGUACAGAUUGGUACCAAAUUCGAUACUUUUGACAACACUAAUCCAUAGCAUGAUCAGUUUUUGGCGCAUGUGCGAAUGUAGUCCAAUUCCUUUUUAUCUAUCAACAAACUGAGUCACCUGACUUCCCGUCCAAACGUGAGCCCUUGUGCAUUUGUCAUCAAAGCAAUCGGAUUACAUUCACAUAUCCGCCAACAACUGUUUGACCAGACUGUGGAUUAAAGCUAAUAAUAUUGUACAUACUUACACAGACCAAUCAUUUAGCUUAAGACCUCAGUGUGUCAUCAGGAGCCAUGAUAUUGAUUCAGACUUGUUUGUAUUUGUUUGUUUUUAAUCUGUAAUUUAUAAGUAAAAACAGGUCACCAUUCACCAUUAUAUGAAUCACCAUAGAUUCAGCUCAGUCUUCAGCUUGGAUGAGCUGAAGGUGAGUAAAGUCACAGUAAAUCAGUAAAUUAAGUGUGAACUAACCCUUUAAUGAUGCUGCUUAUCACACAUCAGAAAGCCAAUCGGGUUGCUCAGUUGGAAGUACUUCUUGUGUACGGUGAGUUUCUGCAUCGAUAAGCUGUAGUUUGAAGUACUCUACAUUUAAUGACAUUUUUUACACUACGAUGAAGGAGAGUCGCGACACCUAUUAGACUUAUUUGUAGCAAACGAGCAGCUUGCCAUGAAGGACGUUUCUAAAACCCAAUCGGCUCAAUGUAGGACAAUGUUUCUUUUUUAUUAUUCUUCUCUUCAUAUGAAGUCUGCUAUUUUAUUCAGCACUCGUUAUCGUGAACCAGUAUAGUAUUAUUCAGAAGCGUUUCUUUAAUAUGCACCAGCGAUAGGUCACAGAUCAUGCCAUUUCCUUUUUAUUUGAGGUUUUUCUUGACAAAAUGAAGGAAGGCUAAAUGAAGUAUUAGAUUUUUCUUUUUGUAUCUAAUGUAAAAACUAAAAAUAAAAAAAAAAACGUUAAAAAAAACUGAUUUUAAAAGAGAGAAAUUGUACAGAUAUUUUUGUUGCUGCUUUUUUUUCUGUCGUUUUUUUUUUGGAAGUGUAUUUUUUUCCAGAAGAGAGGGGGAAAAAGCCAUUUUUUUUUUUUGACAUUUGAUGAUUUGGUCCCUGCCGAACUUAAGGACUUUUAGAAGUAUAUAAAUAUAUAUAUAUAUUAUCACAUAUGAAGAAAUGAAGUAAAAUCAUGCAUAUUAGGGCUAUCUCUUUAUGUCUGUGGUGAAGGAGCUCUAUUGUUUUAUUUAGUUUUUAUAAAGGAACACAUUUUUGUUGAGGAAACAUGCUCAUUUUACAACUCCCCUAGAGUUAAACGCUGUAUUUUUGAAUCAUUUCUGAAUCCUUUCAGAUGAUCUCCAGGUCUGACGGGAUCUUAGCGUAGCUUAGCAUACAUCAUUGAAUCAGAUUAGACCAUUAGCAUCUUGCUCAAAAAAAAGUUUCGAUAAUUUUCCUAUUUAAAGCUUGACUCUUCUGUAGUUGGGUCGUGUAACAAGUCCGAUAGAAAAUUAAAAGUUGCUAUUAUCUAGGUCAAUAUGACUGCUGUGUAAUAUCAUUGCGCUUGCUGUAGGGUUGUCAUGAUACUGUAAUUCAGUACCCAUCGAUAUAAAAACUUUGAUUUUCCUGCUAACAUUUGAGCGCUGUUGAGAACGUUCUUAAACAGCGCCGAUUUGCCAUUGUGCUCACGCGCUCAACAGAAAUGACUGUGAUUGGCUGUGAAGGUCAUCAGUUCACCGAACUCACCACUGAGUGUAAACACAGAUGCAGGGACACUGGAGCGUUUCAAAGUCACGUUGAUCAGCUGGUUUGUCUAUAAGCUGACAUACAAGCGAUCCCUUGAUGAAUGGCGGCUUUAAAACACUCCAGCGUCCCUGUAUCUGUGGUUACCCUCAGUAAACAGCGGUGAGUUCUGUGAACUGAUGACCUUCACAGCCAAUCACGGUUAUUUCUGUUGAGCACG